Plasmodium gonderi is the source of this 927-nucleotide messenger RNA. RefSeq lists its product as hypothetical. Lineage: Eukaryota; Apicomplexa; Aconoidasida; Haemosporida; Plasmodiidae. The transcript has 2 exons. The record is from RefSeq and is a predicted model, not a curated record. Bases 1 to 927 code for a protein of 308 amino acids.
AUGAACAAGUAUAUGAGUUCAAGUAGCUCCAUUUUGAAUAAUAGAAAAAAUGUAGAGAAUGCCAUAAAAACUAAUAUAAUGGCUGAAAAAGGCAUGGAGGGGAAUAAGAAUAAAACCAAUGAAGAAAUUUAUUUCGAAAUAAAAAAGAAUUUAUUAAAAUUAGAAAAAGUAUUUUUAGAGAAUGUGCUUUUACAAGUUAAAAAAAAAAACACUGCUGGGAAUAAAAAUUCUGUUGAAAAAUUAGCCAUAAACGAAUUAAAUAAAUACAAGAAAAAUAUUGAAUUGUUAAAGAGCAAAGUAAGCAUAGAAGACAAUACUGACAAAAUAGUUAAACUCGAAAACAAAUUAAAAGAAAAUGAAGAAAUAUUACAAAAAUUAAAUAAUGACAAGGAGGGCCUAGAAAACAUUUCAAAGCAACAAUUAAAAGCGAUAGAUGAAAUUUGUCUAAAUGAAACACAAUUAUCAAUACAAACAAAAUAUGAAGAAAUCAGACAGUUAAAGGAAGAAUUGAUGAAAUUAAAAAAUACAUAUAUGGAAAAUGAAAAUAUAUUAAAAAAAAAGCAAGAACAGCUAGUUAAUAUAGAUAGUCAGCUAAAGAAAAAAAUUUUUGCCAUUAAGAAUGCGAAAAAUAGUAGUAACAAUAAUAGCGGAAAUGCUAGUAGUAACAAUACCUUAAUGGGGAAUAAUAGUAAAAAUCUUUCGAAUUACCAAAUACAAACAUUGAAGGCCCAAAUAGAUAUGAUAAAUGAGAAUAUAAAUGCCGAUACACAAUUUUAUGAGGAAAAAAUAUCCGAACUAGAGAACAAUAUCACGUCAUCUCAGAAUGACAUUGAGUUUUUAAAUUCACAAAUUGAAGAAAUAAGGAAGAACAUUGAAAAUGUCACCUUAGAUAUAAAAAAAAUGAGAAAACAAAAAAGCGAAAAGUAG